AUGGAGCCGAGCCCCUACACAGAUAAGUCGGCGCCGACUUCUGCUGACUUUCCCCUUCGACACCGAAUGGGUCGCGGUCUGAGCUUCACCUUCGAGUGGGACGACUUCGCCGUCCUUCGCGGCCAUAAGAAAGAGUUCACCAAGAGAUGCUUGGGAUUCGGCAUCAGCGUCAUAGCCAUCCUCUACCCAGGAGAUCUGCUGAAGGCUGACGGAGAGGAUAGCAGGACCUCGAUCCGGCACAUCGACCCGCAUACCGGAAAACUGAAGCACCGCGACGAGGCCAUCCGCGUGCUGAAGCUAUUCCGCACAGCUGUCCUGGCCGAGCUGGGGCGUCCCGGUAGGAAGUGGGACGGGGCGCCGCCAUCAAAAGCAGUGGUGGAGGACAGGCUUGCCGACUGCGACCACCCUAUCCGCGACGAGGAGGCGGCAUGCGAAGGUGGGAAGGUGUUGGCCGACGCCGGCGAAGGGGCGAACAUCACGGGCGUGCAGGAGACCGGGGAAGCAUAUGGUCGGCAGGGCCCUGAACUGGACGACGUUGAGGAGCUGCGACGGGAGAACUGGUUGUUUAGGGCGGAGAACGCUCGGCUGGCGACGUUGCUCAAUGCGGAGCAGGCUCGGCUGGACAGGUUUUUUGUUGGGUUUAGUGGACUCGUCGACCACGUGAAAGGGUUGGCCGAGCAGGUCGACGGCACCGAGAAGUAUGCGGCGGAACAGCUGCGAAACGCGACGGCGGCCAUGUCGGAGACCAUCACGGGCAACAUCACCGGCAGCUUCGACGAAGCGUGGAAGGCGACGAAGACCUUCGCGGAACAGGCGUCGGCGUGGUUGGAGGACUUCGACAACCCGGAAGGUCGUGUGGCAUAUGCACGCGCGAGAGCGAUCGACGCCAUGGCCGAUCACGUGACUGGGGAGGUGGGCGAAGCGAAGCGGGGUUUGGAGCUGUACAUCACGACGCAACUAUCCGCCGCGCAGGUCAACAUCGCCACCGCUGUGACCUCCAGGCUCGCCGUGCAGCCGCCGCCACCGCCUCAUCCCACGCCGCCCGCCCUCCCGGAAGAGCUCUUGAAGUCGUUCAAGGCCGACAUCUUGAAGGCGGUGACGGAGGCCACCCAACAGUCUUUCGUUGCUUCCGGGAUGAAGAUGAUGACCGAGAUGAUCGGCACUCUGGCGCCUGGUCGACGUGGGUCGUCGCCGUCGGCCAAUGACGCCGAUCACGCGCAACGGAAGACGGCCGACAAGCAGGGCCCGAAGAGGACGGGCGACGGAGACGACAAGGAAAGCGCGAAGCGGAGCAAGGGAUCGGACGGGAGCCGCGGCUCGAAGCCUGCGGCACAGAGCGUGGUCGACCAGCUGAAGACGAAGGCGGGGUGGAAGGUGAUAAGGACGUCGAACAGCAAGGGAGGCGGAAGCGGGGGGGCAGAGGGUGGCCCUACCGACGGGGUUGCCGCUAACGUCGCCGCUCCGCCUGGCCCGCCUUUGGUCGCCGAGCAGACCCAUCCUCAGGCGAGCGGUGGGAAAGGCGUGACUGACAAGGAGGUCCCAACUGCGCAGGCGGCGAAAGAUGGCGGCGCCGGAACCACCAAGGGACCGGGUCUGGAGGGAGAAAGGGGGGAAGGAGUGCGGUUCCAGGGGGCGGCUGAAAUGGGGGGUGAGGUUAAAGGGGGGUGGUUGUUUGGGGUGGGGAUGUGGGGGUUAGUAAGAGGGGACGCCGCAGCCACCCCCCCACCUCCUCUCCUCAUCCCCCACUCAACCCCCCCCUUCGGCAACGCGAAGGCUGCUUCUGCCUCGGUCGCCGGCACCACCAAGUCGAAUCCCCGUAACCACCCUGCGGCUACCAGCGCGCCUGUCGACCAGUCAGGUGCGAACAAAGAUGGGGAGGCCCGUGCGGCCCCUCCUGCUCCGGCAGCCCCGUCUACCACCCAGGGCGACGCGAAGGCUGCUUCGGCUAAGGGCGAUGCUCCGGCAUCAGCUCAGGGGCCCCCCGGUGGUAACGCGCUAAGGGCAAUGCUCCGCCGCAUGGAGGCACAUAGCAGGGACGUGCAGCAGCAUCCCGUGGUCGACGCCGGCCUUGCCGGAACAGCACGUCGCUCAGUCAUUCCGCAGGUUGCCGGCACAUCGUCCGGUGCCCCGCCUGCCGCGCCUCCGGUCGCCGCCCCACCCCCUGCGGACCCCAAAUCCGCGUUUCUUUGCGCCCAUUUAGGCGCACGCAAAGCGGUGACUCAGCCGGAGCCCGGCAACAACGCGACGCCGACGUCGGUAAACGCGACCGCACCCUUACCAGGUGCAGCCGUUGUCGAUGCGGCCGCAGAGAAGGGAGUGAGUGCAGUGCUAGCCACCGGCGGCCGCGCCGACAAGCAUGCCGAACUCGCUGCCGUCUUGGCCCAUUUUGAAGCAGCAAAACGCCCCGAGCACGCCCCUGCUCUGGCCAUCAUGGACUCGGCGCAUGUGGUGCCGUCGGCGACCCACGGAGAGGGUUCGGCGGAGCCGACGGCUGCAACGAGUGCUGUCGCCGAGAGAAAUGCUGGACGGAAGGGGAAGGACGGUCUCUCAGAGGAGCACGCGGUCUGCGGGGAAGGAGAUGUCGGAAGAGAAAGGGAAUCAGGACAAGACGGGCGGCAAGGGUCCGGCGACGGGCAUGGGUGGGUGGGCGAGAUUAAGGUAAACGGACAGAAUCGAUACAUCGGCAAGUCGAGGGAGAAGAUGGAGCUGGCCUACGAGCACGCGAUUGCGCUCGUCGUCUACGACGGCUACGUGAGCAAGGUGCUCAUGAAGGAGCUCACUGUCUUGAAGCCGGGGGAGUUGGAUAAAUGGAAGGAGGUGUGGGCGGAGGUCAAGUUCUUGCCGACUGGGAUGUGGACGGUGAUGUGGGCCAGAGGCUUGUGCCAUCCGAGAGCAAGGUUCGACGAUAUACUCGGCAGGUACCGUGGGUACGCGAGUUCGGGUGAUGCGCUUCAUGACGUGCUCUGGCCGGCGAUCUGGUUCCCCAUCAUCGAAAACACGGAGGAAGGCAAGGAAGAGACGGACGCUCUCAUGUCGGCGAUGGUAAAUCGCGUGUCGAUGUGCGCGGCGUAUGGGAAGGUCGCGGCGAGCGCGGCGUUUGGGAAGGUCGAUGCGAGCGUGGAGGGGAAGGCGGGAGAGAAGACGGAGAUGGAAGGCGUGGAGGGGAAGGCGGACGAGAAAACGGAGAUGGGGGCCCAGGCGUUAGCGGCAUCGGCAUGCGCCCUCUGGUGCUUCGUGGAGACGGGGGCGUCGGUGCUCGGUGCUGUGGGCGAAGGGAAGGCGGCGGCGAUGGUGGCAGGUGCGGGGGAGGAGAGGGCCGAGGACUUCAAGAAGGUGAUGCUCGCGGUGAUCGACUUAGCACGCAGUAGGGCCUUCGAGGAGGGAGUUGAGGAAGUCGAUGCCGACAUGAUUGCUAGAGCGACUGUCGAGACCUUGGCGUUCUGGGGAAUGUGCCCCGUCGCCGGGCCCAAGCUCAAAGAGCAGGGCAUCGAUGUGCCGUGUGAUGCAAAGAUGGAGUACGAUAUGGAGCACAGGGGGAGGAAGGGGGAGAAGGUCAAGCAGGCCAAGGGCAGCAAGAGGAAAAGGGGGCAGACGGGCAAGCAGGGCAACGACAGUACGGAUGCGUAG
This is a messenger RNA of Closterium sp. Naga37s-1, 3627 nucleotides long. The record is from the annotation of a GenBank genome assembly. NCBI's taxonomy places the organism in Eukaryota, Viridiplantae, Streptophyta, Zygnematophyceae, Desmidiales, Closteriaceae.